AUGAAAAAAUAUUUAGAAAAUUUUAAAAAUAAAUGUGAAGAAUUAAUCAAAGAAAAUAAAGAUUUGAAAGAAUUGAAUAAACUUGUUGAGGAUAAUACAAAUUUAAAUGAAGUUAAAAAUAAUUUAAUUAUUGAAAUUAACAAAUUUGAAAAUAAAUUGAAUGAAAAAAUUAAAAAAUUGGAGAAAACAAAUUUAAAAAAUGAAAUUAAAAAGAAUGAAGAUUUGGAAGGAAAAUUGAAGAAGGAAACAAAAGAAUAUAUUGGCAGAUUAAAGGAGAAAUUGGUCUUUUUAGUUGGAAAUUAUGAGAAAUUAACAGACAAAGAUUCGACUUCACGAAGUAAUGGACAAAUAAAUACUUCAAGUUUAACAGCAAUUCUUUAUUGUUUAGCAAAUAAAUUUUUGGAAAUGUUUACUGAAGAUGGAGUUGUUAAUAUGGAUAUUUUAUUACAAAAUAUUUCAAACACAAAUUUGAUAGAAUAUGGAAUGGAAAUGAAUGAAAAAUUGGGAAAGAAAAGAGUUGAUAAAAUGUAUUAUCAACAAAUUCUCAAAAUGAUUGGAGAAAAUAGUAAUAGUGAACUAGAAAAAUUAAAAGAGAAUUGGAGUAAUUAUUGUUACAUUGACAAACAAAAUGUUGAAUUUGAAAGACCCGAGGAAUGGGCACUUCAAUAUAAAAAUGAAAUUGGUUUACAAGAGGAUGGUUUUCGUUUGGCAUUUUUGGGAGAAGAUAAUGAUGCCCUAUUGUUAGCAAUUAAUGAUCGAAAGAAUGGAUUAACAACAAAACAAAAGGAGGAAAUAUUUAAAGAAAUAUUAAACAAUUUCCAUCUUCACAAAGUCACUUUCUUAGAAGCUCAUAAAAUGCUUGGUUUAUCCACAACUACAACAAACCCAACUUCGGAAAUAGCAGAAACGUCUUCAUCCCAAAAACACGAAGAAACAUACAAAAGAAUUAAAUUCGAAUUGAGAAAGGUUUUUAAUUUUUAA
Molecule: messenger RNA, 981 nt
Organism: Meloidogyne enterolobii
Lineage: Eukaryota; Metazoa; Nematoda; Chromadorea; Rhabditida; Meloidogynidae
Source: the annotation of a GenBank genome assembly